Molecule: messenger RNA, 520 nt
Organism: Ostrinia furnacalis (Asian corn borer)
Lineage: Eukaryota; Metazoa; Arthropoda; Insecta; Lepidoptera; Crambidae
Exons: 3
Coding region: 53-367 (104 amino acids)
Source: RefSeq, a predicted model, not a curated record
CUCCGCGAGGGAAAACGCGGCCAGGCCCACCUACUCGCGCUCGCUCGUCAACAUGGCCGACCUCGUGCUCGCUUCCUACCGCUCGCACGUCACUGCCAAGACCAAAGAUGGCAGCACGGUCCACGGCAUGGGCAUGACGUUCCAGCGUGUGCACCUCGACACGUGCUACGGGAACAAGCAGAUAUACAAGUCCUAUCCUGUGGGAGACGGCCAGAUCCAGCUGUCAGACCUGGUGGAAGUGCGUCCAUCGCAGGUGUUCGACGCCUCGCUGACUUUCGUCCGCGUGCGCGGCCCGAUGGGCGGAGCGCUAUCUCUUUGCCCCAUGGAGGUGCGAUCCGUAUUCCUCAACCAAACGCUCCAGCACUGAGCAACCAAGAAACACCAUAGAAAACCUGAAAGCAUUGAAAAUACAUGGUUUGUGGACCGUAAGACAUGGUGAUAUUAUAUUUCAAAUGUGAGCAAUACUGCGUGUAAUUUAACUAACGUAAAAAAAGAAAUUAAUUAAAAUUUAAUUGAAUCU